Messenger RNA from Chenopodium quinoa (quinoa), 3363 nucleotides. RefSeq lists its product as uncharacterized. The record is from RefSeq and is a predicted model, not a curated record. The transcript is spliced from 4 exons. Gene Ontology annotation, biological process: DNA integration. The coding region runs from base 1 to 3363 and encodes 1120 amino acids. Gene Ontology annotation, molecular function: nucleic acid binding; RNA-DNA hybrid ribonuclease activity. Lineage: Eukaryota; Viridiplantae; Streptophyta; Magnoliopsida; Caryophyllales; Amaranthaceae.
AUGGGUUAUGUUCCAGGAGCUGGUUUAGGACGAAACGGUGAAGGCAUGAGGCACCCAAUCCCAAUAAUCGAUAAGCGAAAUCGUCAUGGUUUAGGCUUCGAUGAGAACAUGGGUUCUAAGGUUAUGAAAAAGAAGUCUCUCACUUUGAAUGGGCAAUUUGUGUUGCAAAAUGACACUGAGCCAUUUUAUGAGUUUCCUGAACCUUGGUAUGACUUGGAUAAAGAGAAAAUUCUCCCUGGGUUAGAAAUUUUCUUUGCAGAAGCAAGGAAUGAAGAAUUUAUUAAGAAAUGGUUUGAUAAGAAACCGGUAUCUAAGAAAGAUUUUGAUUGGGCUGACCAUCUAAAGCAAGGAGUUCUAAGAGACGGUUAUGAAACCGAUAGCUCAUCAUCUAGACAAUCAUCUAUCCAUACACUGCCUGAUAUCCCAUAUCAUGAAGAUAUCGAUAAAAUUACUUGUAAACAUAUUUGCGUACAAGAAAUUGAUCUUGAUCAUGAAGCAUUUUCUAAUAAUGAACUUUUCAAUGAACCUAAAUCAUGUGUGACACCCAUGGAAGAGUCUAUAACUGUAAACAUAGUUACGGAUAAUGAUGUAAAAGAAGUCAAGAUAGGAUCCAUCCUUUCCCUCGAUGAACAAAAUGCAUUUAUUAUUUUACUUAAAGAAUAUGUGGAUGUGUUUGCAUGGUCUUAUGCUGAUAUGCCUGGUGUCGAUCAUAGCAUUGCUGAACAUCGUAUACCACUCUAUCCCGAUAGCAAGCCAAAGCAACAAAAGCUUCGUAGAAUGAAACCGAAAGUUAGUCUCAAAGUUAAGGAGGAAAUUCAAAAGCAGCUUGAUGCCAACUUCAUCAAACCAAUUAAGCAUCCGGAAUGGCUGGCGAAUGUGGUGGUAGUACCCAAAAAAGAUGGAAGGGUCAGAGUGUGCAUUGAUUUUAGGGAUUUAAAUUCAGCAUCACCAAAAGACUAUUUUCCUUUACCCCACAUUGAUGUUCUGGUUGAUAACACUGCUGGACACGCCAUGUUCUCAUUCAUGGACGAAUUCUCGGGAUAUAAUCAGGUGCUUAUGUCAAAAGAGGACAUGUCCAAAACUUCUUUUAUUACCCCAUGGGGAACCUUUUGUUAUAGAGCAAUGCCCUUUGGAUUAAAGAAUGCCGAAGCAACCUAUCAACGGGCUGCAACGACGAUUUUACAUGACCUCAUCCACGAUAUUGUGGAGGUUUAUGUUAAUGACAUGAUUGUCAAAAGUCAUGAUCGUGAAACGCACCUUGAUGCUUUAAAAUCAUUCUUCAAUAGAAUUAGGAAAUACAAUCUGAGAUUGAAUCCUCAUAAAUGUGUAUUUGGAGUAACUUCGGGAAAACUUCUAGGCUUCAUCGUAAGUCAAGACGGAAUUAAGGUUGAUUCUGACAAGGUAAAGUCUAUACAAGAGCUUCCUCCGCCAAGGACGAAAAAGGAGAUUCGGGGAUUUCUUGGUAGAAUUCAAUAUAUUAGUAGGUUCAUAUCGCAAUUGACAACCCGGUGUGAACCUAUAUUCAUGUUACUUAAGAAAAAUGUUCCUACAAAAUGGAAUAACGAAUGUCAAGCCUCAUUUGAUUCAAUGAAAGAAUACCUCUCCAAUCCUCCGGUUUUAAUGCCGCCGAAACCAGGGCAGCCCUUGAUAUUAUAUCUUACUAUUACGGAAACAGCCAUGGGAGCUCUUUUGGCACAAUACCAAGAGGGUACAAGGAAAUACACUCCUUUAGAAAGAGCUUGUAUUGCCCUUAUUUACGCGACAAAGAAGCUUCGACAUUAUUUGCAAGCACAUACUACUUAUCUGGUUUCGAGGUUAGAUUCAAUCAAGUACAUUUUUGAGAAGCCAAUCUUGAGUGAAAGAAUAGCAAGGUGGCAUGCGAUAUUGUCAGAAUUUGACAUUCAGUGCGUGAAUCAAAAGUCUGUCAAAGGGAGGGCUAUAUCUGAAGCUUUGGCUGAUGGACCUAUAUCGGGUGAUGAAUUUGAUGAUGAUUUUCCAGAUGAACAUAUUUUCUAUCUUAGUACGUCACAAUGGAAGAUGUAUUUCGACGGAGCCUCAAAUAGAAGGGGAAAUGGUGUAGGGGUAUUAUUGAUCGAUCCUUAUGGAGUACAUAUUCCUUUCGCUGUGAAGCUUAGUUUCCCAACGACGAAUAACACGGCUGAAUAUGAAGCCUGCAUCUAUGGAAUCAAAGCGGCAUUAGCAGCUGGUGCAAAAAAUCUCACAGUAUACGGUGAUUCUUAUCUCAUAAUUUCCCAGACUAUUGGAGCUUGGAAAGUUCGGGACAAAAGGUUGCAAAUGUACACGGAGUAUCUUCAACAAUUUAUCCCAUUCUUUGAAGAAAUAGAGUUCAAACAUCUCCCUCGCGAACAAAACAGUUUCACCGAUGCUUUGGCAAAUCUGGCGGUAAAUUUAACUUGGGACGAUGAUGUGAAGGUACAAUCGGUAACAAUUGUAGAAAAAGAAAUUCCAGUGGUUAAUUUUAAACCAACAAUUGCUUUAUUAACCCAAGAAGAUGAUGAGGAUUCUUGGUAUACUAACGUUAAGAAGUAUUUAAUUAAUGGAGAAUAUCCUGAAGGAAGUCACAAGAAGGAUCAAUUGGCUAUUCGAAGGCUAGCUUCUCAUUUCACAAUAUUGAAAGGUUUGUUAUAUCAUAAGAGUUUUGAUGGAAAUUUGCAAUUAUGCAUCGAUGGGGAGCAGACACGAAGGAUCAUGGAAGAGGUACAUGGGGGAGAAUGUGGGCCUCACAUGAAUGGACGAAUGCUUGCUCAUAAGAUUCUGCGAGCAGGGUAUUACUGGACCACUUUGGAAAGCCAUCUCAAAGAAACCCUUGAGAAAUACAAAAUCAGACAUCACCAAUCAUCACCAUAUCGUCCUCAAACCAAUGGAGCUGUUGAAGCAGCUAACAAAACCUUCAAGACGAUAAUCGCCAAGAUGACAGAUAGGGCUCGAGAAUGGCCCGAUAAACUUCCCUACGCACUUUGGGGAUACAGAAUUUCCAUUCGAACACCAACUGGGACUACUCCAUAUUCUUUGGUAUAUGGAAUGGACCCGCUUCUUCCAAUCGAAACGGAGAUUCAAUCGCUUCGCGUAAUGAAUGAAAGCGAGAUAUCUGAAGAACAAUGGUUUAAAGAACGAUAUGAUGAACUUUCUUUGGCAAGUGAACGAAGGUUACAAGCCCUUCACAACAUUCAAGUUUAUCAAAGACGCAUUGCUCGGGCAUUUAAUAAAAAGGUCAAGGAAAGGAAUAUCCAAAAGGGAGAUUUGGUACUUAAGGAAAAUCGAGCACCGAUUCAUGAUCCACGUGGAAAGUUCAAGCCCAACUGGUUUGGUCCCUUCCUGGUCAAACAUCUUACACCAGCAUGA